ACAAAAAUCAAUAAAUGAUAAAUAAAAAUAAAAAACAAAUAAGUAAAGAGCUGAUAAAAUCUCUCGUCUGUACAGUGAGCUGCGUAGGAACCAAGAAAGGGAGGUAGAAGAUAAUGGUGGUACACGGCGGGAAAGUCGUGGGUCAGAUUGUGAAUUUUGGCGGGAAUGGCUUGGGUCAGCUUCUGGCCGCUGUGGCGGCAGCUGUUCUGCUCCGCCUCUUCUCUGGCCCAGGGCCGGCUCUGUUGCCGGACAACGAGGCGGAUGACGAUAAUGACGGCGCAGCCGGAGAUGGCGACGGCAAUGGUACUCAAGCUGCCGGAAAGGUGGCCCCGGUGACUAUCAAGUGGCGCAACAUCAACUGCUCCCUCUCCGAGAGAUCCUCGAAAUCAGUGCGGUUUCUGCUUAAAAAUGUGAGCGGAGAGGCAAAACCCGGAAGAUUGCUAGCAAUUAUGGGGCCAUCUGGAUCAGGAAAAACAACACUGCUUAAUGUUCUGGCGGGUCAGUUAGUGGCAUCGUCCCGAUUGCAUUUAUCGGGCCUUUUGGAGGUCAAUGGACAGCCUGCUUCAAAGCAAGCUUGCAAGUUUGCUUAUGUUAGGCAGGAGGACCUUUUCUUCUCACAGCUAACUGUGAGGGAAACACUGAAUGUUGCUGCUGAACUUCAGCUUCCGGUGAUACUUUCCAUGGAAGAGAGAGACGAAUAUGUGAACAAUCUUUUGUUCAAGUUAGGCUUGGUCAGUUGUGCUGAUUCCAAUGUUGGUGAUGCAAAAGUUCGUGGAAUUAGUGGUGGUGAAAAAAAACGUUUAUCCUUGGCCUGUGAACUAAUUGCAAGUCCAUCUGUUAUAUUCGUUGACGAGCCUACCACAGGACUCGAUGCAUUCCAAGCAGAGAAGGUAAUGGAAACACUUCAACAACUUGCGCAGGAUGGGCAUACUGUAAUUUGCUCCAUACACCAGCCCAGAAGUUCUGUGUAUAGAAGAUUUGAUGAUAUUGUGUUGCUAACAGAAGGUGCACUGAUUUAUGCUGGUUCUGCACGUGAUGAACCACUGGAAUACUUCUCAAAGUUUGGGUACCGUUGUCCACAUCAUGUGAAUCCUGCUGAGUUUUUGGCUGACCUCAUAUCCAUUGAUUAUAGUUCAGCUGAAAGUGUCUAUUCUUCCCAGAAAAGGAUAGAUGGUUUUGUUGACUCAUUCUCGCAACAAGCACCAGCAGUUAUUUAUGCAACUCCACUUAUGGGAAGGGAAAGCUCUAAGAAUGGCAAAAAGUUGGGUAAAAAAUCUAUUAACAAGAUGAAUGGAGGCUGGUGGAGGCAGUUCUGCCUGCUCCUUAAACGUGCAUGGAUGCAGGCUUCUCGCGAUGGACCAACCAACAAAGUUCGGGCAAGGAUGUCAAUUGCAUCAGCAAUGAUAUUUGGGUCAGUUUUCUGGAGAAUGGGAAGAUCUCAGACAUCCAUACAGGACAGAAUGGGAUUGCUUCAGGUUGUUGCAAUAAAUACAGCAAUGGCUGCACUGACAAAAACAGUGGGUGUGUUCCCCAAGGAAUGUGCAAUUGUAGAUAGAGAGCGUGCAAAGUCAUCUUAUGCUUUAGGACCUUAUCUGCUUUCUAAGUUGAUAGCUGAAGUUCCUGUUGGAGUGACAUUUCCCUUGAUUUUUGGCACCAUUUUGUACCCCAUGGCUCGCCUUCACCCUACUUUCUCCAGGUUUGGGAAAUUCUGUGGAAUUGUGACGGCAGAAUCUUUUGCUGCAUCUGCAAUGGGUUUAACUGUGGGAUCGAUGGUUCCAACCACCGAAGCUGCUAUGGCUUUGGGGCCAUCUCUCAUGACAGUUUUUAUUGUUUUUGGAGGCUCUUAUGUCAAUGCAGAUAACACGCCAAUUGUCUUCCGCUGGAUUCCUCGUGUUUCUUUGAUAAAAUGGGCUUUCCAAGGGCUUUGCAUCAAUGAGUUUAGUGGUCUCCACUUUGAUCAUCAGCAUUCAUUUCAUGUACAAACUGGAGAACAGGCACUUGAGCGGCUCUCAUUUGGAGGCAGCCGCAUUAGAGAUACAGUGAUCGCUCAGAGCAGAAUUCUAUUGUUUUGGUAUUGCACCACCUACUUUCUACUUGAGAAAAACAAGCCCAAGUACCAGCAGCUGGAGCAGCCCCGUCUCAAGCAAAAUCAACCGCAAAUACAGCUUGAGAGGCCUGAUGCUGAGCUGGUAGAACCACACCAGCAAGUAUUCGAGGCCCCUCUGGUUGAUCAAGUUGAUUCAAAUCAACAAGUUGAAUCGCUGCCACCUGACGAAAUCAGGCCUCUUAUCCUUGAAGGUGCCAUGUAAAGGAGAUGUCUUUUGCAAUAAAGGAGGGCCUCGUGCCUUUUUCUGAGCUUGCUGAGGUAUUUUAGUUAAAUGUGGGUGCAUUUACAGUGCAAAUUAUAGUGCCUGUAAAAUUUAUUAGCUAAGAAUCCCUUAGCCGGAUUGCCAGUUUAACUGUGUUGUCCAGAAAAGGCUAUCAUAUGCAUAUAUAUUUUGCAUCUGCUCA
Molecule: messenger RNA, 2511 nt
Organism: Malania oleifera
Lineage: Eukaryota; Viridiplantae; Streptophyta; Magnoliopsida; Santalales; Ximeniaceae
Product: ABC transporter G family member 7
Exons: 12
Coding region: 114-2309 (731 amino acids)
Cellular component (GO): membrane
Molecular function (GO): ATP binding; ATP hydrolysis activity; ABC-type transporter activity
Source: RefSeq, a predicted model, not a curated record